Molecule: messenger RNA, 1302 nt
Organism: Beta vulgaris subsp. vulgaris (sugar beet)
Lineage: Eukaryota; Viridiplantae; Streptophyta; Magnoliopsida; Caryophyllales; Amaranthaceae
Product: protein FAR1-RELATED SEQUENCE 5-like
Exons: 5
Coding region: 1-1302 (433 amino acids)
Biological process (GO): regulation of DNA-templated transcription
Source: RefSeq, a predicted model, not a curated record
AUGGGUUUCCUUGUUUUUAGGGAGAUAAAGGCGCUGUUGUUCAUGACUUUGAGAAGUUUUAAACUUUGUGAAAUAAAUCGAGGGAUUGUUAGCGCUAGUGAUGUUGAGUUUGAGGAAGGUUCUGAAUCUGAGUUGCUACAGAAGCAAGUGAAAAGUGAUGAAGAAGCUUUUGAAUUGUACAAUGAGUAUGCUUUUAAGUUUAGUUUUGGUGUUCGUAAGGGUAAAACAAGGUGCAGGGUCAAAGAUGGUAGUAUUUGUAUGAGACAAAUGGUUUGUUGGAGGACUGGUUUCAAGAAUGUGAAUAAUGUAGGACAUAAAUCGUAUUCAAAGGUUGAUUAUAGAACUGGUUGCAGGGCUUAUGUCCAAUUUCAUGUUGAUGAAGAUGAUGUUUAUACUUUGGUUGCACAUGUUAUGGGACAUAAUCAUGCAAUGGUUCCACUUCAUAAGCGUCAUUAUAUUAGGUCACAUAGAUUAGUACGUUCUGAGCAGUUGGCAUUUAUUUCAAACUUGAAGAGAAGUGGAAUUCCUGUAGCAGAUGUUAUUCGGGUUAUGAGGAAAGAAGUUGGGGGUUCUCCUAACCUAGGGUUUAUUGCAAGUGAUGCCUAUAAUGCUCUUGCUGGUGAGAAGGUUAAAAGUAUUGAUUUUUCUGACUCAAAUCAGUUGAUAAAGUUUUUUACACAAAGUUGGAUAAUUGUGGGAAUUUGGAAUAAUCAUCACACGAACAAUAUCAUGUUCGGAUGUGCUUUCUUGCUCAAUGAGAAAACUGAUUCAUUCGUUUGGCUAUUUGAUUCAUUUGUGAGAUCAAUGGGUGGAAAAAAACCAAUCACUAUGAUAACUGAUCAGUGUGCAGCAAUGGGAGCAACAUUGAAAGUUGUUUUGCCAUCAGUGAACCAUCGUCUCUGUACUUGGCAUAUUGGUAAGAAUUCAAAGAAGAACAUUCCAGACUUGAGGGCACAAGAUGAUAUUGUUGAUGUCUUUAAUACUGUUUUGAAGUACAGUGAUACAAUUGCGGAGUUUGAAUUCUAUUGGCAAAGGGAUUUUGAGAAGCUAUUCGAUGCUAUCCAAUGUCCAUAUAAUAGGAAGGUAGCUAUAGCUGCGUAUUACCUUAAGGAGGAAGCCGACUUUCGGUGGUCACAACAUAAGGAGACGUUAAUGACAAGGUAUGACUUUGAUUGGAAGGCUUUCGGAGGAGAUAUGAAGAAGAAAUUUUAUCCAAAUUUCUUGAGGAGGCAAAAGGCCACUGAGUUUGAUGAGUUGAAGCAAGGUGACAUGACUGUGGAUCAGUACUAUAAGAAUUUGUAG